UAUUUCGAACAAUCAGAACGUUUAAGAGAAUAUAUCAGGCGGAUGUAGAAUAAAAUCUUCCAACUUUGUAAACUGACAUCGCAACAAACAUAUCCAGUUUGAUAAUUGCCUAUCGAAGUAUUGAAUAUCAUGAAUUCAAGUGAGGCGCGUCUCUAUUCUGAAAGAAGAGGCAUCCAGCAAGCCUCGAUUGAUUAUUAUAUGCCAGAUUUUGGUAUAAAUGCAGACGAUAAGGUCCUUGAUAUCGGCUGCGGCACUGGAGAUUUAGUUUAUGAAAUAGGAAAACGUGCCUAUUCUGUCAUCGGUAUUGAUAUUUCAAAUGAUAUGAUCGACGUUGCCAGACAAACACAUCAACGCGCGAACAUAAUGUAUGAAGUUGCAGACGCUGAAAAUUUCAUUGAACACUUUCCUACGUGGAAAGUUACAUUUGACAAAGUUGUUUCAGUACAUGCUUUGCACUGGGUACAGGAUAAAGUUGGGGCAAUUCGUAACAUCUACGAUUGUCUAAAACUUGGCGGGGAGUGUUUCAUCUUGCUCAACGGACCGAUACAUCAAAUGCUAGGCAAUGGUCCUGAUGAACUUCCCUAUUAUUUAAAGAACCAUGCUAAAUGGAAAAAACAUCUUGAGGGUUACGUUCAUAAAAUGUACAAUCAUUUGAAUCUUGAUGAUACCCUGAAACUAUUUGAAUCUGUUGGUUUAGAAGUACUCGAAGGAAAGUCAUAUAAGCCAUGUGAAAAUAUCGACAUCUUCAGUAAAGAAGAAUUGAACGAAUACCUGCGUACACUUCUUGGACACCUGCGAUACUUGCCACAACAAUACCACACUGAGUUUCUUCAAGAUGCGACAGAUUGGUGUCACCAAAACUUUCCCGUUAAUCAUCGAGGACACAGACACAUCAACAUGGAAGUUAUUGUCGUCCAUGCUAUUAAAAAAUAAUUUUAUAGGAGAUUCCAGAGAUAAAAUAUUUAAUAGGCCCAAUAUCAUUUAUUUAGAACUUCUUCGAGUACUUAUAACCACUCCGACAAAAAAUCGCAAGUAUUGUGAUGUACGGUACAUAUGCUCAAAGUAAAACUUUCUUCACGUAUUUGUAAUGAGCAUUUAAAUACUCAUUAACGUUCAUGAGUGUUAUCCAGUUUUCUGUUUUUUCUUUUAUAUAGUCCUACAGUAGCUUUGCCAUUAUGUUAUUACGUUAUUAUCAUAUUACGUUACAGCUAUUUGACUGAGUGUGUUUAGUUGGUAAAGUUUUUAAAAUAAGUAUAGUAAUCCAACAAUAAUAUGAACUAAUUUAACAACUACGUCAAUAAAAAUUCAAUAUCAAUAUCAUUUUAUUCAUAAAUUAAAACAUUGAAUAAGUUUCUAAUAAUCUAUUAAAUAAUAUUUGAAUAAAAAACCUUGCUUUCAAUGGAA
This is a messenger RNA of Anneissia japonica, 1404 nucleotides long. RefSeq names its product juvenile hormone acid O-methyltransferase-like. The record is from RefSeq and is a predicted model, not a curated record. Gene Ontology annotation, molecular function: S-adenosylmethionine-dependent methyltransferase activity. The coding region runs from base 130 to 933 and encodes 267 amino acids. The transcript is spliced from 4 exons. Lineage: Eukaryota; Metazoa; Echinodermata; Crinoidea; Comatulida; Comatulidae.